AUGUCUGAUAAAGCUUUGCUUAAGAAAGGAAAUUAUAAGACUUUCUACGAGCCUCCAACUCAUGAAGAAUGAAGUGAUCUCAAGUUUCUCAAGCUCAACCGCAAAAAGCAAGCUUUGCGUGUCAUAAGUUAUAUUUUAACUCUCGGAAUUACAUAUUUGCUUUCUAGAUGAUUUGUGAAGUAUGAGUCUUUGGAAUACGAUAUUACAACUGUAGAAGAAGCUGACCAUGUCCUUGUGACUUCAGAAGGCUCUGAACAAAUUCUCAAGAUUUUCUAUAUCAGAGUUUGUAAAAAGAUCCUUCAUCCUGUGUAUGAUGAUGAACCGGUUAAUUUAAAGGUAUUUUCUACAUAGAUAUUUACUUUUAGAUAUCUGAAAUUCUAUUACGACGAAGAUCUCGCCCGCUUUGCAGAAAUAAAAUUCCCAAUGAACCUCCAAUUUAAAGAAAUUCAUGAAAAGAUGUCAUCAGGGUCUGACAGCCAAUAUAAUGAUAGAAAAGCUUUAUUUGGGGACAACUUGAUAUCUGUUCCGAUGCCUUCAGUCUGGUCAUUAUUUUUAGCUGAAAUUAUGCACCCAUUUUUUGUUUUCCAAGUUUUCAGCUGCAUUUUAUGGACUAUUGAACUAUAUUAUUACUAUGCUGCUGUAAUUUUCUUUAUGACUGUAGGAAUGCUUAUUUUCAACCUAAUAGAAACUCGGACAAACAUAAAAAAAGUUAGAGAAAUGGCUCACUAUGAAUGUAACAUGAAAGUUAAAAGAAAUAAUGAAUGGAUUUUCGUGAGCAGCAGAGAAAUUGUCCCUGGAGAUAUAGUGGAAAUUCAUGAAAAAAUAAUGCUGUCUUGUGAUAUAAUUUUACUUAAUGGGAUAUGCAUUACAGAUGAAAGUAUGCUUACUGGAGAAUCUCAGCCAGUCGUAAAAGAUCCUUUACCAAUGACUUCUUCAAUAAUUUACACAGGAAAUAAGCAAUAUACCUUAAGCUCAGGUACAACUCCUUUACACUGCUUUGGGGAAUGCUACGGACUUGUGAUUUCUACAGGGUUCUCUACCACAAAAGGACAUCUCAUUCGAGCAAUUUUAUAUCCAAAACCAAAUCGUUUUAAAUUCACGCAAGAUUCGAUGAAAUAUAUAGGAGUAAUGUUUAUCAUUGCAAUGAUAGGAUUUUUCUACUGCAUUUGGUUUUUUAUUGAAGAAGGGUAUACAGCUUUAGACAUCAUUGUUUGGUCUCUGGAUUUAAUUACUAUAGCUGUCCCGCCUAUUCUUCCACUUGCCAUGACUGUAGGCGUUGCAUUUGCAAUUACUAGGCUUAAAGAAAAAAAUAUUGGCUGCAUUUCUCCACCUGCAGUAAACGCAGCUGGAAGAGUUUCUGUGAUUUGUUUUGAUAAAACUGGCACGCUAACUGAAGAUGCUAUGACGUUAAAAGGGGUAUGGGAAAAUUUCAAACUCAAUGAAGAUCUAACACUUUGCAGUGAGGAUUUUCAAGAAAAUUUGGCAACUUGCCACUCACUGAAAAUUUUAAAUGAAAAAUUAAUAGGGGACUCGCAAGAAGUUGCAAUUUUUGAAGGAAUUAAAUGGAAUUUGCAAGGAAGUGAAGGAAAUUAUGUAUGUACAGUUAAUAAAGAAGGAAAAAGCAUAGGUGUCGUGAAUAUAUAUCCAUUUUCUCCAGUAACAAAGAGAAUGGGGGUUGUUGCUGAAUAUAAUGGAAAAUUAAAAUUACAUGUAAAAGGUGCCUCUGAAGUAAUUUUGCCUUUAUGUUCAAAUAUCAAUCCCCAAGUAUACAAAGUCCUCAACAAAUACACUCGAAAAGGAAUCCGAGUUCUUGCCUGUGCUUCAAAGCCUUUAGAAGCUGAUUACAACCCAGAUCAGUCCUUAGAAUCAUUGGAAUCCGACCUUCAAUUUUUCGGGAUAAUUUUGCUCGAAAACCAACUAAAGCCAGACUCUAAAAGAACUUUGAGAAUUUUAUUGCACACAAACAUAAGAUGCAUUGUUUCCACAGGAGAUGCUUUAUUAACAGGAACUUCUGUAGCUAAAGCCUUAACCAUCAUUCCUAAAUACUCUAAAUACAGUGUUGGUGAUAUCACUAAUGGAGAAGUUCAUUGGGAAGACAACAAAGGAAACAAGAUUGACUGGCCAACAGCCCAUAAAUGUGGAUUCUUCGUAUUAAGUGGAUCUUUAUUAGAGCAUUUAAUCAAUACUGAAGAUGAAAUCCUCCCUACCAUUAUUUUAAGAGGUGCUGUGUUUGGCAGAAUGUCUCCAAACCAAAAAGUUUUGCUAGUAAAACAGCUUCAAGUAGGAGAUGUGCAAGUCGCCCAUGUAGGGGAUGGAGCUAAUGACUGCGCAGCUCUAAAAGCAGCCGAUGUAGGGCUCAGUCUUAGUGAAGCUGAAUCAUCAAUAGCUGCUCCUUUUAAUGGCAGAGAACUUAAAGGUAUUAUAGAAGUAAUCCGAGAGGGCCGCGCAUCUUUAGCUACCUCUUUUCAGACAUUCAAAUAUAUAACUAUGUACAGCAUGAUCCAGUUUUUCUGUGUUGUAAUUUUAUAUUCAUUAAACAACAGCCUGCUUGACUUGCAAUUUUUAUAUCAAGACUUAUUUAUUAUUUUGCCGCUCGUCAUAUGUAUGUCUUAUACGAAGUCUUAUGAUUUAUUAGCUCCUUAUAUGCCUCCAGGCGCUUUAAUAUCAUUUCCUAUACUAUCUUCUACAAUAGGCCAAACUACUUUUCAGCUGCUUGUACAAAUUGUGUGCUAUUUACUGCUGAUUUUUCAAAGCUGAUAUGAAAGUAGUGAUGCUUCAGCUGAUGAGCCUGCUGAAUCUGAUGAUAAUACCGUUUUGUUUUUAAUUAGCUCUACACAGAUGAUUUAUAUGUGCUUGAUUUUCAGCAUUGGACCACCAUUUAGGCAGCAAGUUGCUACAAAUUAUUGGUUUACUGGGGCUGUGGUUGUCGUAGUGUCGGUGCAUUUUUAUCUUUUUGUGUUCCCUGACGAGUAUAUUCGAGAGUUUAUGGAACUCACUUGGAUACCAUAUGAUUUUAAGAUGGUUUUGAUGCUUAUUGUUUUUGGGGCUAUUAUGGCGUCUUGGGAGUAUGAAAAUUAUGGAAUUAAGUAUUUCUCUAAAAUAAAAGAUUAA
Messenger RNA from Blepharisma stoltei, 3111 nucleotides. The record is from the annotation of a GenBank genome assembly. Lineage: Eukaryota; Ciliophora; Heterotrichea; Heterotrichida; Blepharismidae.